Molecule: messenger RNA, 1721 nt
Organism: Anthonomus grandis grandis
Lineage: Eukaryota; Metazoa; Arthropoda; Insecta; Coleoptera; Curculionidae
Product: UDP-glycosyltransferase UGT5-like
Exons: 7
Coding region: 72-1604 (510 amino acids)
Molecular function (GO): UDP-glycosyltransferase activity
Source: RefSeq, a predicted model, not a curated record
UAAAAUUACCUACGGUAUCGGUUCAAAAUACAUUAAUUUAAUACACUUAGAAAGGGGAAAAACUCAAAAAAAUGCUUGACAUUAAAUUGUUCACGUUUAUCCUUUUAAACAUUAAUUUAGUGUUCACUUAUGACAUCUUGGUAGUGUUCGGACAUCCGGGUCUAAGCCACUUUGAAGCCUUCGGCGGUUUCUUUGAAGGGUUGGCUCAUAGGGGCCAUAACCUCACCAUUCUCAGUCAUAAUAAAGUUCAACAAAAAUCCAAGAAUAUACGGCAUAUAUCACUAAAAAACAAAAAACCAAUGGUCGACAUAAUGAGUGUGUCCACCGAAAUGUCAACUGGCAUCGCUCACUACAACAAGCAGCUGAAGUUACUGGAAGCACUUUCCAAGGUUUGUGAGGAGUUUAUGGGAGAAAAGUCAUUUCGGGAUUUUCUUAAGGAGGAAAAUCAGUACGAUCUGGUUAUCGGGGAGUUUUUCAAUACGAAUUGCUACUAUGGGGUUGCAACCAAGUUUAACGUGCCUUUUAUUGGAUUGAGUUCAUGCACCCACUUGGCAUGGCAAGCCGAGUGGUUCGGAUUCCCAUCAAAUCCCGCUUACAUCCAAACCGCAUUUGGAGGCUUUAAGGUGCCCAUGUCUUUUUUAUCGAGGGUGGAAAACACUUUGGUGGAUCAUUAUUCCAAACUUUGGUACAAACUGGUCAUGGAAAAGCAAGGAAACGAGUUGUCCAAGCGAUAUAUUGGGUACGAGGCAUUUGACCCUCAUAACGCCAGUCUUCUACUGGUCAACACCCAUUUCACUAUAGAUGGGGCGAAGCCUUUACCCCCGGCCAUCGUGGAAGUGGGGGGGAUUCACGUGCAUAACCGGAAACCCAAAAAGCUACCCCUGGAUAUUGAAAACUGGAUAAACGGGGCAGAGGCGGGAGUGAUCUACUUCAGUCUGGGAUCGAUGAUUAAGAGUCAGAGUUUUCCAGAGAAGCAGCGAAAGGCUUUUGUAAAUGCUUUCGCCAAGUUUCCCCAAAGGGUCGUCUGGAAAUUAGACAAUGACUCGAUGGUGGAUCAGCCUAAGAACGUCCUUCUAGGGAAAUGGAUGCCCCAGUUUGAUAUUCUUUGCAACCCGAACGUAAAACUGUUUAUUUCUCAUGGGGGUUUGCUUGGUACCAUCGAGGCGGUCCACUGUGGGGUACCGAUCGUAGUAAUGCCCCAAUUCGGGGAUCAGAACCAUAAUGCGCAUGCGUUAGAAGCCACCGGAGCGGGCGUUUUAUUGCAUCUACAAACCGCCACGGAAGAAUCGAUCAUUGAUGCCGUAAAUAAGGCUUUGGAUCCACGGACACAGAAGAAUGCGAAAUUAUUAUCGGAAAGGUUCGGGGACAGGCCGAUGUCGCCCAUGGACAGCGCCAUCUACUGGGUGGAGUACGUGGCGAGGCACGGGGGGGCGCCACAUAUGCGAUCUCCAGCCAUCGAUAUGCCCUUUUAUCAGUUAUAUUUGAUCGACGUCUAUGGAUUCUUAGUUGCAAUUGUUUUGGGGGUUAGUUAUAUAAAUUAUGUAAUUUUUAGACUUAUAUGGAGAAUAAUGACAAAAAAUGGGUUGAAAUUAAAAACCUUGUAAGUCCUAUAUGUAUAUUAUAUACAGUAUAGUGAUAAGUGAGGUUAUGUAACAAAAUUUACUGUAACUAAGUAUAUGUGUAGCAGCAUUCUUAAAGUAAAUUAAAUAAUUAAGUAAAUA